Messenger RNA from Acanthosepion pharaonis, 624 nucleotides. The record is from the annotation of a GenBank genome assembly. NCBI's taxonomy places the organism in Eukaryota, Metazoa, Mollusca, Cephalopoda, Sepiida, Sepiidae.
AUGAUCUCUUGUUCGCCGCUUUGUUCGACUGACAAAGAGUUAUCUCCCCUUGAAUUGUACUUCUUCCCUAACCCCACCCGUUUCUUGUCACUGUCUUGUCACCGCCUCACUGAAUCCAGAGAAAAUCUAUCAUCUUUUUUUAUACGACAUUUGCUUUAUUUAUUAUUAACCACGCCUUUUUCUCUCGUUGAAACAAGGCUUGCUUAUCCGUUCUCUCCGUCUCGUAUCUAUCUAUCUAUCUAUCUAUCUAUCUAUCUAUCUAUCUAUCUAUCUAUUUCUGUUAAAAUUUUUCAUAUCUAUCUAGAAUCUAUCUAUCUAUCUAGUCUAAAAUAUUCAUAUCUAUCUAUCUAUCUAUCUAUCAUAUCUAUCUAUCUAUUCAUCAUAUCUAUCUAUCUAUCUAUCCUAUUCAUCUAUCUAUCUAUCUAUCUAUCUCUAUCUAUCUAUCUAUCUAUCUAUCUAAAUCUGUGCAUAUCUAUCUAUCUAAUCUAUCUAUCUAUCUAUCUAAUCUAUUCAUAUCUAAAUCUAAUUCUAUCUAUCUAUCCAUCUAUCUAUAUCUAUCUAAAUUUAUUCAUAUUCUAUCCUGACUUCAUCUAUCUAUCUAUCUAUCUAUAUCUAUCUAUCUAA